CCGCACUCUAUCUUGGAGGAGGUAUUAUCGUACCACACCCACCAGCUUGACUCUGGGCACGGGCUGGAAAACAAUGGUUACGAGUUUGUUACCGGUAUAGAUCAUACGGCAGAUAGAAACCUUGAAUUUGAAUCACGACUACGCAGUACCGUGCUACGUAUGCUGCCAGAGAUUCACUCAUUCAUCCUUAUGCUGAUAACAACCCAUAACCUCCAUGAAUGCGCCAAGCCGACGUCGAGCAGGCUCAAAUCCCAUCUUCCUCGUGGGGAUUAAAUUAGCCCGGGUGUGGGAGGUAUGGUGGCUAAACCUCUUCGGAGCUGGACUUGUCGGCGGAAAGCCGUCUCUACUCUCUAUCUUCUCCUUGCGGGUCGCCGGUUACUUUUCUUGCUUCUCUGGUCGUCGUGGGCAGUUCGAACUUCUCACCGUCCUCAGGGUCCUCGUCUCUGUCUCUGGAACUGCUAUUUCAGGCCUGCGAGUGUUGUUCCAUCGAUUCUAUCAGGGAUGUUAUUCAGACUUCUUCUCUUGUCUCGAUGGUUCACUGCGCGCAGCCUGGUCUCCUCUUGUUCCUGCUUCUUCCCGAAGGCACCCACGACCUACGUCUACCGACAACUACAUCCUGCAACUGUCGGAAAAUCAUGAUCUACCGUACUUACUUCUGUAGGCUGCCAUACUGCACGUACACAGUACUACUGUAGUCUGUAGGAGACAUGGUCAAAUCCAUGGCCCGGAGAACGCCCGGUCUCUCCAAUCCAGGAGGCCGGCCGGGGUGGGGCACAGACAGCACAAGAUAGAAUCACGAUGGAAAAGCACUCGGACCCUCUCCCCU
Aspergillus homomorphus CBS 101889 is the source of this 826-nucleotide messenger RNA. RefSeq lists its product as uncharacterized. The record is from RefSeq and is a predicted model, not a curated record. Bases 215 to 661 code for a protein of 148 amino acids. The transcript has a single exon. NCBI's taxonomy places the organism in Eukaryota, Fungi, Ascomycota, Eurotiomycetes, Eurotiales, Aspergillaceae.